Molecule: messenger RNA, 609 nt
Organism: Tetrahymena thermophila SB210
Lineage: Eukaryota; Ciliophora; Oligohymenophorea; Hymenostomatida; Tetrahymenidae
Exons: 2
Source: RefSeq, a predicted model, not a curated record
AUGAAUUUCCUACACGUAGAGAAAAUUGGUAACAGCAUUUGUCAAAAUCCAAAAAAAGAUACUUUAAUUAAAACCAAAAAUUUGAUUAUUUUAAAAUAAACACAAAACAAUAAUAAACAACAAAUUUCAGAAAUCUAAAUCAUCUGUUAAUUUAUUUUGAGAUUAAAAAUUUAUAAAUAAAGUAAAAUAUCUUUUUUUCAUUUGCUGUUUCGUUUAUACAUUUUUGAUAAAUAGAGAAUCUCCACAAAAUAAAGAUAUAAUAAUUUUUCAAUAUAAAAACUUUUACAGAAACACAUUUCUACUUUUAAUUAUAGCGAUUUUUACGUCAGAAAACAAAUAUCAUUAGAUUAAAGAAAAAAUAAAUAUUUAUAGGUUGAUUUUUUGUAAGGCAAGAGUUAAGAGUCAUUCUAAAAAAAUCUUUUAAAAUGUAAAAGCUUUGAAUUAGAAAGAACAAAGAAAAAACAAAAACAAUUUAGAAGUAAUACCUUAGUAACAAACAAAAAGAAAAUUGUUUUUGUGCAUGAAUUUCAAAAUUUAUUGAACCUUUUGCAAAGUAAUAUAAAAAAUAACAUAAUAGCAAGACUAAUCUCCUCUAUAAAAAAAAUCUGA